Sclerotinia borealis F-4128 is the source of this 450-nucleotide messenger RNA. The record is from the annotation of a GenBank genome assembly. NCBI's taxonomy places the organism in Eukaryota, Fungi, Ascomycota, Leotiomycetes, Helotiales, Sclerotiniaceae.
AUGCAAUUCCGCCAAACCCUCACCCUCCUCACCCUCCUCACCUCCACCCAGGCCAUCCAAGUAACCUACGACCCAGGCUACGACAACGCCUCCCACUCCCUCGACGCCGUCGCCUGUUCCAACGGGGAAAACGGACUUGAAACCCGUUUCCCAGCAUACAAAGUACAAGGCGAUCUCCCCACGUUCGCACGCAUCGGUGGCGCCUCCACGAUCGCCGGCUGGAACUCUCCUAAUUGUGGCACUUGCUAUAGUUUAUCAUAUCAGGGAGUUACGAUCAAUAUUUUGGCCAUUGAUCAUGCGGAUAUCGGGUUCAAUAUUGCGGAGAGCGCGAUGAAUACGUUGACGAAGGGGAGAGCGGUCGAGUUGGGGAAUGUGGAUGCGGAGUGGACGCUUUUGACGCCCGAGCAAUGUGGGUUGCCGACUGGUGGUGGGGGUGCGUGUCGUAUUUAG